AUGGACGAUGACUUGGCAGAAGGGGACGACGUUUUGAUUGAACAAGAGGAGCCAACGGAAGAAGAUGUUCUUAAAUACGCAGAAUUUUUAGGAAUUGAUCCACAAUUGGAGCCCGAAUUGUUGGACAUUGCAAGAGAGGGGAUAAAGGCACCACUUCCAGAUGGAUGGAGACCAUGUCAAAGCGAUGGUCAACUCUAUUACUUUAAUUUUCACACUGGAGAGUCGAUAUGGGAUCAUCCAUUGGACGCUUAUUACAAGCAAAAAGUAAAGGAAGAGAGAAUGAAGAAAACUGCCUCUAAAAAACCAAAAUCGAAAACAAAAAAGAAGCAAUUAGGAAAGCUGGAGCCGUUGAUGAGGCAAUCGGAAGGAGAUUUAUUGUCGAAAAAAAAGCUUAACGAUGAUUCUAGUUCAAUGUCGAGCGCUUCUUCACGAAACACGUCACCAAUGGAGCUUCAAAAACUUCAAGAGAAAAUAUCCCUGCUAGAACAGCAAUUGGAAUCUUCGACUAAGGAGAAACUUGAACUACAGAGAAAAAUUAACACGCUUCAUGUUGUUCAUGAACAGCUUGAGAAGGAAUUGGAAGAACAAAAAUCAAGAUUAGACGACGAAUUUUCAAAGAAGUUAGAGAAAUCGCUUGCUGAAAAAGAGGAGGAGCUUACAAACAAACACAAACUAAUAGUUCAAGAUAUGUUUAUCGAGAACAGAAAACAAAUUGCUCUUGCAAGACAAGAGGCAGAUGAGCUUUACGAAGAGAACAUGAAACUGAAAAAUAACAAGACAAUCCCAAAGGAGAGAAACACAAUGGAAUCUCAAACUGAUUUUGAAGAAAGUAUUAGAAUUAGCUCUUGUUCUGCUGCUGUACAGACAGUUCUAACUCCUGUUAGCACAUGCUCCACUAAGUCGGCAUGGGCACAAACUGACACUCCUCGAGUAAUAUCCAUAGAAUCACAAACUUUGAAAGUACAGUUGGUUUCAACAGGUUGCAAUGCUGGCCAUAGUGUGUCCCUCAAAGAUUCUACCACUCAAACAAAUGCACAAUACGCAGUGCAAAGAGAACACCCAACGACACAAUCCUUCGACCGAUUCACUCAAACCACACAAGUACAGACGCGAGAGAGUACUUCUCAAACUGUUGAACACAGCUCUUCCACAAAAGCUGAAAUGGGUACGCAGUGUGAACCUACAAAAGACAAGUCUCCAGAGAACAAGAGUAACAACACAGUUAAAACGCCUCUUAAACCUAUUCUUGUCAAACAUAAGAGUGGCGAUACUCCCAAGAUCGACAGUCCUCUCCUAAGUCCUAUUCCAAUGAAAGAAAAUACACCCCCUCAAAUUAACAAGAAACAUAGUUCAGAAUAUUAUAUCUAUAAGGAGAAGGUUGAAAAGAAAAUUUCUGAAGAAAAAACAAAACUUAAGAAGGUUAAGGAAUUUUGUGAACAAGAGAAAGAAACCAUUCGAUCUCGUCAAGCAGCUCUUGAACAAGCAAGACAAGAGUGGAAAUCCGAUGUUAUUAACUCGAGCACUAUCGAUGAUGGGUCACAACCAUACACAAGCAGAAUUUUGAAAAGCGUCAAACACCAUUUGGAAAAACAAGCCCAUAGUCUUAACAAUGAUGUGAAGCGAGUGAACGAGAUUCAAAACAUGAUCAAAUUGAGGAAACAAAAAAUCAAGUUAUUGGAGGACAGUAUUGUAGAACCCAACCAUUUCGAAAUUUCGUGUGAAAUUUUGGACUCACCUGCAAGCAUUUCAAGCACAAGUAGUAGCAGCUCAUCUCAGGAUUUUGGGAAAAAGACUAUUUCUACUGUGCUUAACAGGAUAGAAGAUGAAUUAGCACAAAUUCACAAGAAACUAGAAAUGCAAAAUAAGCAGUCUCUUGAAGCUGAAAAGGUCAAGCCAUUGAUCGAAAUUGAUGACAACAUAUCUCUAAAUGAGACAAGUUAUCAGUCCUCAAUAUUUCACAAAUGGACUUGUUAUUUCAAACAAACAGAAAAGAGAAGAAGACUGCUUCAACAAAAGAUCCAUGCAUUCCAACAUCAACUCGACAAGUGGAUUGCUGAGAGAGAUCACAAGAGAGACUUAUUUCUAAAGCAUGGACAUUGGUUGUUGACUCUGAAAGAAGAUUUGAGAUAG
This is a messenger RNA of Naegleria lovaniensis, 2130 nucleotides long. RefSeq lists its product as uncharacterized. The coding region runs from base 1 to 2130 and encodes 709 amino acids. Gene Ontology annotation, molecular function: protein binding. The record is from RefSeq and is a predicted model, not a curated record. Lineage: Eukaryota; Heterolobosea; Eutetramitea; Acrasida; Naegleriidae. The transcript has a single exon.